UAAUAAAAUAAUUCAUUAUAAUUCUAUCAUUCCAGAUUACGUGAAAGAGAAGAAGGUAAAUUUCAUUUGAACCCAUACAGCAUAGAAGGCUGCAGAAAUAUUGUUGCAACAUUUUGCUGCAACGUUGCAACAAUAUUGUUGCAAGUUUUGUGUUGUAUGGGAAAUUAUCUAUUAAAUCGCCUAUGCUUGGCUUUAUGCUUAAACGCGAUUGAUUCGACAACCUGUUUUAGCAUUUUUUUUUAGAUAUGAUUAUAUGUGCUUAAUAGGAAUUGAAUCCAAGACUUCUUUAUAUCUGAUAUUCUUACGUUUCUUUUUCUUUUUUUUUAUUCAUCUCGUAACCCAACAAUUCUAAGCUAUUAUGCACGAGAAAAUCAGACAUUUCUUUGAACGUCAUAAUAAAUUAAUUUCUAUAAUAGCACGAAUUCAAUAAAUCGCUAAAGAAUAUAUUAGUAUCGAAGAGACUUCUCUGAAACAUCUCUAGUACGUUUACUGCCGCUUACUCAGACGUACGCAUAUUAUAUACCGCAUGCAUGUGUAUGUACAUACGUGCAUACAUACAUACCACACUGUACCGUCUGCACUGCACCAUGUGUGUGCCGAUUACAGCUGUGAGCUGUGAGUGCUGUGACAGCCGAUGUCGCUCGUCGCUCAUAUGUAACGAACAUGGCGGAAUCUACGAAUAAUUCGGAGGAUGACCGACUGUCAUGUAAGAUCUUGAUUAUCGGUGCGGGUAUGGCUGGAUUGUCGGCUGCGACUCAUUUUUUGAAGAACAACGAGACAGAUUUUCUUAUCGUCGAGGCGCGUGGACGUAUAGGUGGUCGAAUUAUCGCAACGCAAGUCGGCAAUGAGAAAGUUGAAUUAGGAGCAAAUUGGAUCCAUGGAGUGUUAGGUAAUCCCAUGUUUGAGUUAGCAAUGGCGAAUGGUUUAAUAGACAUUGUACAUGUGCCGAAACCUCAUAAAGUAGUGGCAGCGUUGGAAGAUGGGAAACAGUUGCCGUUUCCUGUACUGCGAGAGAUUUAUGAGGCUUACGUAUGUUUUUUGAGACGAUGCGAAGAAUACUUCCUGAGCACGUACAGUCCACCAGAUGGUAUAACCAGCGUAGGGGCACACAUAGCUCUGGAAGCGGAGAUAUAUCUGUCAUCUUUGCCACCUGAACAACGAAGAAUAAGACAACUGAUCUUCGAUUGUUUACUCAAGAGAGAAACCUGCGUCACAGGCUGCGACAGUAUGGAUGAUGUUGAUCUCCUGGAAAUGGGCUCCUAUGACGAGCUUCAAGGUGGUAAUAUCAGUCUUCCAAACGGAUAUAGCGCUAUAUUGGAACCAGUUUCAAAACAUAUACCAAAGGACCGUAUUCUUACGAAACAUGCAGUAACAAAGAUUAGGUGGCAGAAAUCAAAGUGUUGCCAAGACGAUCUUACAGAAAAAUCCGAUUCUAAAUCGAAUAGCCUUAUAGAAGUACAAUGUGAAAAUGGAAAAACGAUCACCGCGCAACACGUACUAUGUACGUUACCGUUGGGAGUUUUGAAAAGGACAGCUCAGGACUUAUUUGAACCGUCGUUACCCGCAUACAAACUCGAAGCAAUAAGCAGAUUAAUGUUCGGUACGGUGAAUAAGAUAUUUCUUGAAUACGAACGGCCUUUUCUAAAUCCCGGUGUAUCGGAAGUGAUGCUUCUCUGGGAUGACGAGCGAUUAUCCGAGACGGAGAAGUGGGACAUCAGCAAGACCUGGUUUAGAAAGAUAUAUUCCUUUAUCAAGAUCUCGGAUACGCUGCUGCUCGGUUGGAUAUCCGGUCGCGCGGCAGAAUAUAUGGAAAAGCUUAGUACCACAGAAGUGGCAGAAGUGUGUACUACGAUCCUGCGACGAUUUCUCAAUGAUCCUUUCGUACCGACCCCCAAAAACUGUUUACGCACUACGUGGCAUUCUCAACCUUAUACGCAAGGUUCUUACACCGCGAUGGCUGUCGGAGCGAGUCAAUUGGACAUUAGGAGUUUGGCUGAGCCAUUGGUUCAGGAGAGAACGGAAAAUGAGAAAACGGAUGACGCGAUCAAAAUUCUCGUGGCGUUUGCUGGCGAACACACCCAUUCCUCGUUCUAUAGCACGGUGCACGGAGCAUAUUUGACUGGUCGAACGGCAGCUGAAUUACUUUUGGGCACCAAGCAGAGUGAGAAGCAUGCAUUGAGUCUUAGUUGUGAGGAUACCAGUGACCUCAGUUCUUGGAUACAAGGCAUUUCUUUAAAUUAAUACAUAUUUUUUCAAGGAAGAAAAUGUGUGAUGAUUAAAGACGUUUAAUAGACAUAUUUAGCAAAUAUAUAAACAUGCGUUUAUGUUUGUGCAAUUAGUUUCUUUUUGUAAAUACUAUAGUGAAACAAUUGUCAGUUUACAUAAUGUACAUAAUGGUGCUUCUUAAGACUUUACAAUUACAUGUGGAUAACAUGUGCAUUUAUAAUAUCGUACUCUAUUAAGGAAUAACGAAUAAAACUUAGAUAAGACACUGAAAUUGCGUAUUAGUGACAUCGUGUACGAAUGUCACGAAUGCUGUGAAUGUUUUGAAUAUAUUUGACGAAAAUAUUUAUGUUUAGAAGUGAGAAUAUUUUGAAAAUGAUGAAUGGUAUGUAUCAUGCAAGUAUUUAUUUUUUAAAGCUGAUCGAAUCGAUAUAAUUUUGUCAUUUAUUAAACUCAUGUAGAUAAUACAUUGAAUUCAAAACAAGCCUAAGUAUUUGCGCAAAAUAUAACAAUUUCUAAUUAAUCUUUUUGUAUAUGUGUGUUACAUAUGUGCAUUCAUGCGUGUGUGUGCGUACGUGUACGUGUUCGUGUGCGUGCGUGCGCGUGUGUGUCUAUGUGUAUACACACACACACACACACACACACACACACACAGACAUAUCUAGUGAAUUAUUAACGAAAUUUAUGAAGAAUUCUUUCCCUGAAAAUGCAUUGUAUAUUCUUUUAUUCUCACUUUUCUCAUAUCUCUGUUCUUAUUCAAGUGCAAAUUAUUCGCUUGCUUAACUUUUUUAUCACCUAUUGCACUUUGUACUUAUUGUUUAGUAAUGAAAAGUUUAUCAUGAAUUAACUUAAUCUAGUCAUUGAAAUUGAGAUACAUAAAAAAGUAUUUGAUAAAUAAUAACAAAUUAUAUCAUGCACGAUGCUGAAACAGUUCUACAAGGUAGAACUUGUAUUCAUUAUAUAGGUAUUUUACGUUUCCAGUUGUAGUUAUGUGCCAUAGAUUGAGUAUUAGUAACUUUUAAAAUGUUAAGUGAAAAAAGAAGAUAUAAAACAUCUAUCUUUUUAAAAUAGCCCAAGUAUAAUAUACAUAUGUGAAUUCAUAAAAUUAAUGAAAAUAAAAGUCUUUGUUUAUUAAU
Molecule: messenger RNA, 3359 nt
Organism: Solenopsis invicta (red fire ant)
Lineage: Eukaryota; Metazoa; Arthropoda; Insecta; Hymenoptera; Formicidae
Product: spermine oxidase
Exons: 3
Coding region: 664-2241 (525 amino acids)
Molecular function (GO): polyamine oxidase activity
Source: RefSeq, a predicted model, not a curated record